CCUUAUGUCAAAGAUCUUCUGAAAAUGGUGAAAAACAAGGAAUAUGAAGUAAGCCGAGGAAAUUAUGAAGACCGUGGUGAAGGUACGUUGGCCGAUGGAUACACAAGCAACGACCAGGUUGCCGAUGUGGUGAAAGCUUUCCUCUCAAGAACUCAACGUCAUGGUGAACAACUUCGUGGUGCUUUGGCCUUUCUUCUCUCACAUUACAUGCUUCUUCGCGGUGAAAGUAUUCGCAAAUUGGAAAUGACUGAUCUCCAAACGAUCAAUCUGGAAAAUGAAGCGGCACGUCAAGGUAUGGAUUGUCCUGCUCUAGUUAUGAUCAUGCGUCAAGGCAAAACGAACAGACACAACCGAUUGGAAUUGGCGGGUUGUAUGCGUAAUAUCCGAGUGGAAAUCUGUCCC
Molecule: messenger RNA, 402 nt
Organism: Halteromyces radiatus
Lineage: Eukaryota; Fungi; Mucoromycota; Mucoromycetes; Mucorales; Cunninghamellaceae
Exons: 1
Molecular function (GO): DNA binding
Source: RefSeq, a predicted model, not a curated record